UGGUCCCACAGUGUAAUUUGACCGUUGUCAUUUCUACAGGUCAAGAAGGAAUGGAUGAUGACACACCAGAUGAGGUUAUUGCUGAGUUGAAGUCCAGGCCCAUUGGAGUAUGGGGUGUUGCUCAGAUAGCCGCUGGCACUGGGCUUGCUGUAUAUGCCAUGUGGGCAGGAAUCCUCCAGCCAGGCUUCCGAAAAGUCCCCUUGAAGCUACAGGUUCCCUACAUUCCUGCCAGCAGAGCCCAAGUACAAAAUGUGAUGACCCUUCUCAGAGGUCGACAGGGAGGUCUUGUGGAUUUAGGAUCUGGUGAUGGUCGUAUAGUCUUGGAAGCCCAUCGGCGUGGUUUCAUUCCUGCUGUCGGUUAUGAGCUUAACCCCUGGCUUGUUCGCCUGGCCCGAUUUUAUGCAUGGAGAGCAGGCCAUCAUGGAAAAGUAUCGUACCGACGAGAAGACCUCUGGAAGGUGGACUUGACAAAAUGCAAGAAUGUCACUGUGUUUUUGGCUCCUAGUGUGCUUUCGUUGUUGCAGGAGAAGUUAGAGGCCGAGCUGCCUGAUGAUGCCUUAGUGGUGGCAGGCCGUUUUCCCCUUCCUGACUGGAAACCUUGCAUAAUUGAGGGACAUGGCAUGGACAGAGCUUGGGCAUACAGCGUGCAAGAACAAAGACAGCACACUGUCAACAGAAAUAACCUCACAGCCACAGAGUCUUUUACAGUGAACUAACCAAAGCCCUAUAUAUGUAUAUAUUUUUUUUAUUUUUAUUUUAUUUUAUUUUUUUGCUCUCCUACAAUUGUAACAUAGACUUUUAUAAAUUUGCUACUUUUAUGACAUAAAUCACAUUAACUGAAAUGUGACAGAUUUUUUCAACAUCUGCAGCAGGAUAUUUCACACAUGCUGCUGUUGCUUUACUCCUCUGUGGCCCGGGGACUGUGUUCACAAACAGAGAGAGAAUCCUGGCAGAGAGCUUGAAUAAUGGUGUACUUAUAAAAACUAAGUAAUAUAAUUAAUUCAUAGUGUGAAUGUGAGUGUGAAUGGUUGCCUGUGUCUCUGUGUUAGCACUGCGACAGACUGGCUAAUUAUUAGUCAGUUAGUCAUCUAAGAAGGGAAGACUUUUAAAUAUUCAUCUGCUCUGGAGUUUGCAUUGCCACCCAUAUAAUAAAGAGCUGUAAGUAACGUUCUGCUUUUGAUGCCAUUAUUUUAACUCUUUUUUUUCCCCUUUUUUUUAGUAUUUGUUGUAUGUGUAAUAUUUGACUUAAGAGAAAUGUUUCAAUCCCAGAAUGCAGCAGGCUUUUCUGAAGUAGCAAUCGUGUAAAUGCUUUGUGAAUGUAGAUUUAGGGUGCUUAGUGCUGGCAAAAAUGUUCUGUGUGUGCAAUGUGGCUUCAAGUAACUGAGCACAUGGUAUCCAAAGUGUCCAUGCAGUAACAACAGCACAGUUGUUGUACUAUAUACAUUGCUGUAUUCUUGUAUGACACAGUAAGCUUUAUAAAUGUUAUCUAUGUAUACAUGCAUGCAUCUAUCCUGUGUUGUAAAUAAUCAUACAUUGCUCCAUU
This is a messenger RNA of Neolamprologus brichardi, 1543 nucleotides long. RefSeq names its product adenine nucleotide translocase lysine methyltransferase (gene antkmt). Gene Ontology annotation, molecular function: protein-lysine N-methyltransferase activity. The record is from RefSeq and is a predicted model, not a curated record. NCBI's taxonomy places the organism in Eukaryota, Metazoa, Chordata, Actinopteri, Cichliformes, Cichlidae. Gene Ontology annotation, biological process: positive regulation of proton-transporting ATP synthase activity, rotational mechanism; peptidyl-lysine trimethylation; regulation of mitochondrial ATP synthesis coupled proton transport. Gene Ontology annotation, cellular component: mitochondrion.